Molecule: messenger RNA, 543 nt
Organism: Staurois parvus
Lineage: Eukaryota; Metazoa; Chordata; Amphibia; Anura; Ranidae
Source: the annotation of a GenBank genome assembly
CGGACAGAUUGCGAGAUGGAAGAGCGCUGGUAUCCCUCGCCUCCGGUGUGCGUCAUAUGCAGUCCACCUAGAAGUGUGCUCUACAGUAAAGAAAUCCACGAUUCCGAGAUCCACGCGGUCAGAUUUAGCCCCAAUUCCAGGAUGGUGGCCACCGGAGGAGCAGACCGGAUGGUGAAGCUCUGGUAUAUCGUUGGAGGUCAGCUUCAGAUGCACCAAACCCUGCAGGGGAGCAAUGGAGGAAUCACUAGUAUAGAGUUCGAUCCCUCGGGUCUGCAGCUCCUGGCAGCAUCAUUCAAUGGGUCAGCUCAUCUCUGGAAACUGGACGGUAGAUCCAAGGAAACUCUGACCGGACACACCGGCAAAGUGACAGCGGCCAAGUUUAAGAUGUCAGUGAACCGCGCGGUUACCUGCAGCAUGGACCGGACCAUCCGGGAGUGGGACCUGCAGAAAGCAGCCUGUAUCCGGCAUAUUCCAGUCUCCUCGUAUUGCAGUGACGUUGUUUGUUCCGAUAUGUACACAAUCAGUGGUCAUCACGACAAGAAG